CUCUUCAAUGCCAUCACAGUGCACUUGUGGAGUAAAGAUUGUGACAUGAUUUUGUAGGCUGAGGUAUUGAUUAAUGAUUUCCUCCACGAUCGUCAGAGAACUUCGCAGCAAGUGACAACCGCAGCCACCAUGGCAGCAUACAGAGGAUUCAUGCUGCUCCUCAAAUUAGCUGGAUUCAUGUUUUUCAGCGUGUUGUGCUUUUACCAAUGGGACAUGUCACAGGAUAAGAGAGCGGAGAGAAUCCGUCAGCUGCAGGAACAGAGAAAGCAGCUGCUAAGAGAAAUGUGUGAUGGUGACGAAGGGGUCUUUCCUGAGGGGAGGCAGAGUUUAGAAGAUUUGAGUGACAAUGAGCUGAAGCACCUCAUUGUGGAUGACAAUCACGGCAUCAUCUACUGUUACAUUCCCAAGGUGGCGUGCACCAACUGGAAGAGGGUUAUGUUUGUCCUUAACAUGAGCGCGCCCUAUCAGGACCCCAUGUCCAUAUCUGGUGACGUGGUCCACCUCCCCAAAACGUUCACGCAGCUAAACAGUUUCCCAAGACAAGAGAUGAAGGUGAAGCUGAAGCACUACACCAAGUUCCUGUUUGUCCGGGACCCAUUCGUCCGUCUCAUCUCCGCCUACCGAAACAAGAUCCAGCGGCACAAUGAGUACUUCUAUCAACACUUUGGUCGGGACAUUCUGCGCCUGUACGCUAACCAGUCUGAUCCACCAGAGACAGAGGACGAGGCUUUUGCUUCUGGCAUACGCCCAUCAUUUUACAACUUUAUUCAGUACCUGCUGGACCCACAGACAGAAAAGGAAGUCCCCUUCGAACCCCACUGGAGGCAGAUGCACCGUCUGUGCCAUCCCUGCCUCAUACAGUAUGAUUUUGUUGGCCAUCAGGAGACUCUCCAGCAGGACGCUGAACAGCUGCUGAAGAUGUUGAAGCUAGAGGACGACAUCAAGUUCCCUCCUUCCUAUGAAAACAUGACUUCCUCUGCUUCUAUGUUGGACUGGUUCAGCACAGUGCCCCUAGAGGCCAGGAGGAAGCUGUACGAGCUCUAUGAGAUGGACUUCAAGCUCUUUGGCUACAGAAAGCCUUCUGAACUGCUUGAUGGUUGAGAUGACGGCAUGAUUUGGACUCCACUCUUCCCCAUACAGCCGAGGGGCAUUAAAGCCACAGUAUUUAAGAACAAUUACUAGGAUCUUAUACAGAUAAAUUAUGACAUGGAAAUGACCACUAUUUUACGAAUUGCCUUUCCCAAAAACAGGCAUGUAUGCACUGAGAUACAGCUCACUUUUCCCCCCACUGAUAGGGUGAUGAACUUCACUUGUUUGUGAAAAUAGUUGGUGUAAAGUAUCAUAUGAAUAUUUCUAUUUUUUUUUUUAUUUCACACGAGGGUUUCAAUACGUGCAUGUUUCCACACUGUCAAAGGUCAAAGUUCUAUGAUUAAAUGCACUUUCCUAUUCUGUUACAUGUAGUAAAUAAAUUUCACUUUGAAAUGUGCAGGCAGGAGCUAGGUGGCUUUUAUUAUUUACAAGUAUUCGAGUAAACGUAUGCAGACACAUACUCUCUCUCACCAUACGCUCACACAAGAUGCAAAAAGCUGCAUUAUUCAGCAGGAUUGCACAAAAAGUAAAAUAUUUUCGUUUUUCAUCCCACUCACCAUUAUAAUUUUACCUCAGAUAGAAAGACGACUUCAAGGACAAUUGAAGAUGAGGCUGACGAUUAGCUCUUAAGAGAAAUUGAUUGCUCCUUUGUCUUCCCUUUAAGUGACUGGAGCAAGGAGAACACACUCUUGACCAUUCAUCAACUUCUUAACACAUCAGUCGGAGGGCAAAAGGAGCACUUCACUAAUCAAAUAUUUGGUGUCAAAUAAAAAAUGCUCUUCCUCAUUCCGAAAAGACAGUAAUCCAAGUUGCACUUCAAAACAUGAAUCAGAGGCCUCUGGUUGAACAAUUAAACCUUAAUAAAUGUGAGUGUUGUUUCCAGUUGGUUUACAUCAGCUGCAUGGAGUGAGGUCCGAAAUAUUCUGAGUGCUGAGUGAACUAGAAUCCCAUUUUAUGGUUGUAUGCCUCUGUGUGCCAGAUCAGUUGCACUUACAUCAGUUUCAAGAUGGGCACACAAGAUGAGUGUCACUAAUUCAGUAUCUAACCACAUGUAACCUCUUCUGUUCCUGAGAUAUGAUGUCGAGUCAUGGCCAGAAACAUAUUUUUGUAGAACAUUAUGAUGUUCCAGUGAGGUUGACCUUUGACCUUUUGGAUAUAAAAUGACACAAGUCAUCAUUUUAUUGUAUUAGAAAGAAGAAAUGUGUGAAAUUUUGUCGAAAUCAGUGUAUGAAUUCUUGAGUUAUGGCCAAAAACAUUUUUUGUAAGGUCACAGUGACCUUUGACCUAUGACCACCAAAAUCUAAAUAUUUCAUUGUUGAGUCCAAGUGGAUGAUUGUGCCAAAUUUGAAGAAAUUUCCUAAAGGUGUUCUUGAGAUAUCGAGUUCACAAGGAUGGGACACAUGGAUGUAUGGACAAAAUCUAAAACAAAUUAAAUCUAUAUUAAGACUUUGACAUACAUUUUUUUAUUUGAAAAUUAGCGUAGCAUUGAGAAGUUGGUAACCAGGCUAGCUGUUUUCAUCAUAUUUACCACACAGGUAGGUUUUAAUCUUGACAUCUAAUCUCAUUUUGGCAACAGAGUGUAUUCUAUGUAACUAUUCCUGUCACAGCUGUUUAGUUACACACGUGGGC
This is a messenger RNA of Epinephelus moara (kelp grouper), 2718 nucleotides long. Its product is annotated as carbohydrate sulfotransferase 12-like. The transcript is spliced from 6 exons. Gene Ontology annotation, cellular component: membrane. The coding region runs from base 130 to 1101 and encodes 323 amino acids. Gene Ontology annotation, molecular function: sulfotransferase activity. Gene Ontology annotation, biological process: carbohydrate biosynthetic process; proteoglycan biosynthetic process. The record is from RefSeq and is a predicted model, not a curated record. NCBI's taxonomy places the organism in Eukaryota, Metazoa, Chordata, Actinopteri, Perciformes, Serranidae.